Lampris incognitus (smalleye Pacific opah) is the source of this 5301-nucleotide messenger RNA. It is a transcript of the gene tdrd15, whose product is annotated as tudor domain containing 15. The record is from RefSeq and is a predicted model, not a curated record. The transcript has 3 exons. The coding region runs from base 1 to 5301 and encodes 1766 amino acids. Gene Ontology annotation, molecular function: protein dimerization activity. NCBI's taxonomy places the organism in Eukaryota, Metazoa, Chordata, Actinopteri, Lampriformes, Lampridae.
AUGGCACUACUUUUCGGGGAGCAGUGCUCCACUCCACGCAACAUUGGCAUCGAAGUAGAAGUUCAGAACUUUCCGAGGGAGACUCCCCCACCCCUGAAUUGCAACCCCACAGACUGGUGGAAAGUGAAUGGAGGGAGGUUCCCCAGGCUGGCGAAGUUGGCGCCAAAAUACCUCCGCAUCCCCGCAACUUCGGUCCCUUCGGAGCGAGUGAUUUCAGCCGUUGGACUGACGGUCACUAGGCUGCGUUCGCGUCUCACCCCUGAGCAUGUCAACAUGCUCAUCUUCCUGAACAAAAGCCAGUCUCAAGAUUCAGGCCUAUCUGUACCACAUCCUCUAUGGCCAGUGGACCUGAAGCUAACUCACUUCGACUGGGAUGCUGAAGCCAUUUUAAUUCACUUCCAAGGACAGUACCUCACUAUAUGUGAACUAGACUACAACAUCCUGCAGGUGGAAAUACAAAACACACCGAAGAUGACAGCUGCAGUGGAUGUAGGAGAGUUUUGUCUUGUAAAAGAGUUGAUCACAGCUCACUGGUAUAGAGGAAGGGUUCAGAACAGACAUAGGGACAUGUUUGAUGUUUUUCUCAUUGACCAUGGAAAGAUCUUGAGAGUCGACAUUGCCCAUUUAUCUUCAUGUUCAAAUGAUCUGUUCAGUCUUCCUCCUAAGAUAGCCUGUGGCUUUUUUGCAAAUGUGCUCCCACUUCAAGAUUGCAAGGAUUCUGUGGUGAAGCAGUACUUCUCCUCCUUAAUUGGAAAAAACUUCACAGGAUACAUUCAAGCCUUCUUUCCCCACAAUGUCCUCGUAUUGGAAGCCCCUGACAUAAACAAGGACCUUGUUGGUCAGGGAUUUUGGAAGCAUGUGGACACAGACACAUUUCUCCUCUUGGUUGAGAUGCUUACAGAGGUACCGCUUAAGCGAAAUGUCAAACCUGUUCCAGAUUUAGUCAUUGAGAAUCCAAGGAGAAAGGAUUUGUGUCUUCAACAAUCCAGUCUGCAGAGAUGUAUGAGUAUUCCUUUAUACUACAGGCCUAAAAUGAGUACAGGAACAUGUGUUAAAGUGAGAGUAACUGCUGCAGUGAACCCUGGGCAAUUUUACUGUCAGAUGACCAGUAUGGCAGCAGAUCUGCAGGUAAUGUCAAAGGAGUUGGCUGUAACUUUUGAGUUUAGAAGCAAAAAUUCCAAUCAGAACCCUCUGGAAAACCUGGGCCUACUCUGUUCAGUGAAAGGCAAAGAUGAGCGAUGGUACAGAGGCUUUGUGCAGUCUCUACAGCUGAACUCUCAAGUUAAAGUAUUCUUUGUUGAUUAUGGAUUCUGUGAAUCUGUCAAAGUUGAGAAUGUCCACAGGUUACCACCUGAUUUCCUUUCAACACCAAUUAUGGCCUUUCCAUGCUCAUUGUCCUCUGUGAUUGAUCAAGAUGAAGCAGUGAAAGCUCAACAGCUGAGUUACCUUAAGAAGGGCUUGCUUGGAGCAGUAUUGGAUGUUGAAAUCAGUAGUUUUGAUGAAGAGUUAAAUCUCUGCUCUAUUAGAGUGCUCAGUGCUGAAGAUAGUUAUACAAUGGAACCAGAGCCAAUCCAAGAUCUUCUGAAAAAGAAGACUGAGAUAGUGUUAGCGUGUGAGCAGCAGUUACCUCAGGGGGGCUGUGAGGCUUUCAUAGCUAAUGCCUUGAAUGAUUCAGUUCAAGCAGAGGCUUUGCAGGCGGGCACUGAAUUUGUGGGCUAUGUGGUACAUGUCCAAAAUCCCCACAAUUUCUGGAUGAGAACAGAAAAACGGAAUCCUGAAUUUGAAAAAAUUAUGGAAAUAAUUACAAAUCAUUUCAGUAAAGUAAAACUGAAGGAAGAGGUUCUUGAUAAUCCCAAGCCUGGCACAAUUUGCUGUGCGAUGUAUGAGGAAGACAUGCACUUUUACCGAGCCGUUGUGACAGAGAAUCUUGAACGUGGAGCUGAAGUGUUUUUCAUUGAUUUUGGGAACACUGAAAAAGUGCCACAUAUGUUGAUAAAGAAAAUACCUAACAAGUUAGGCACUGAACCAGCAUUUGCCCUUAAUUGCACUCUUUGCAAUAUCAUUCAUGUAAGUGACAUUUGGACUUCUGCCAACAUUAAAUUCUUCAGGCGAGCUGUGUCGGACAAAAAAAUGAAAGUCCACGUUAUCGAUUUUAGAAGAGAAAAAUUGGUUGUUGAUCUUUUUAAUAUGGGAGGUGACAAGAUUCAGAGCAUUGCUGAGGUCUUAAUCUCAUCAAAUCAAGCUGAACACUGGAAGUACAUGUCAUCAAAAACAGUAGCACCAAAAAUAGGUAUGGCAUCGGAGAAAACAAUGGGACAAUGCUGCACACAGUUGAGUUUAACACCACACAACAUGUUAAGUGAAAAUACAGGAGAAGAGGAGAAUUAUAAGAAUAAGAAGGCUACGGAAGUUCAAACAAAAAAUUUGAAGGAACAGUACUUAAAAAACACAAAUGAUGUCUCGACCAAUGCUUCUGCUGGUUUCAAAGCUCGUUACUUAAAACCUGGUUGUGAGUUUGCCGUUCGUUGCUCAUACAUAAGUUCUCCAUCAGAUUUCUGGUGCCAGUUGCUUAACACUCUUCCAUGUUUAGAGGCACUUAUGGAGAAGAUGCAGCAGUAUUAUGCAACUCACACCAUUGCCAUCCAGCCAAGGAUUUUAUAUUGUGCUGCAAAGUCACCAAAAGAUGGAAGAUGGCACAGGGCCUGCAUAACAAGUAAUCAAGAAGGUUAUGCGACAGCAUUCUUAGUUGACUAUGGCAUGACUGUACAAGUCAAGAAGGAUGACCUCCAGGCAAUACCACCAGAGUACAUGGACUUGGAAGGCCAAGCUUUCAGAUGCAGCUUGUACAACCUUAUUGAACCCAUUAACCCAAAGAGUUGCAGGAAGUGGAGUAUGAAGGCAUGUGAAUCAGUAAGGAGUUUCAUACAAGACAAUGCUGACAACCUACGAUGUAGUGUUAUUUCUCAACAGAAUGUGAAAAAUGAAGGCCUGUAUAACGUUGUUGACCUGUACAACACUAAAACUCAACAGUGCUUGACAAAAAUACUUGUGGAACAGGGCCUGGCAAGAGAGGGAAAAAUCUCAGCCAACUUAGUGUCAUACAUAUAUCCACAUUCUUUCAUUUACUCCAGCUUCAACCUCAGCAGUGGAAGUGAGGAGCAAGUCUAUGUCACUCAUGUGAGCAGUCCUUGGGAGUUCUACUGCCAGCUUGACAGAAACAGCAAUAUCAUUGAAAAACUUGAUGAGCAAAUCUCAAACGAGAGUAAGAAAAUAAUGGAAGGCAACACAAGAACAGGGAAGUUGUGCCUGGCAAAAUAUCUUGAUGACAAAUGGUACAGGGGCUUGGCACACUCUGUUCUGUCACCUCAACAUGUCUCUGUGUUCUUUGUGGAUUAUGGAAACACACACACAUCAGAGAAAAGCAAUGUCAUGAGUAUUUCCAGAGAUUCAGUUGACUUGUUGUAUACCCCCAUGCAGGCUAUCAGAUGUAGUCUUGCUCAAAUCCCAAAGAAGGAACUCUAUGCAGAGGUCAAACAAUGGCUUGAGAACACCAUCCUCAAUAUUCCAGUCAGACUUGUUGUCAUCGGAAAGAAUGAAAAUGAGUCUUUUGUUGUCAGUUUGUUUCAUGGAGAGAUUCACAUUAAUGAGAAAGUGAAGGAGCUAAUUUCCAGUCCAACACCUAGUCCAAAAAGGGCUGUUGACAACCCCAGGCCAAAGACAAAAUUUAAGCCUUACAUCCACAGAAGGUACAUGGAGACACAAAAUAAGUGCCACAACCACCCCCAAGAAAAGGUGCCACACACAGACGAAAUGCCUAAACUUUCUAGUCUGCCCAAGAAUAAAGUAAGUGUGGGCUUCAGGGCUUUGUGUUAUGUCACCCACAUCGAUACAGUCAACAGAUUUUUCCUCCAAAUACAAGCGGAUGAACCGGCCAUCUUGAAGUUGAGGGAGGAUCUCAACUCGAAUUUGUGCAGAGGCGCGCUGAGGACCACACCAGCAAAUUUGAGAAUCAAUGAUCUUGUUCUAGCUGAAUAUGAAGAGGAUGGUGCUGUGUACCGUGCUGUGGUGAAAAGUUGUGAAACAAGUGGCUCUGUUAAAGUUGAGUUUCUGGACUAUGGAAACACAGAAAUUGUGGACAAGGAAAAGACUUACUGCAUGACGUGGCAAUAUGUAUCUCAGCCAGGAUUCAGUAUACCAUGUGCUCUAAAAGAUGCAAGCACCUACAAAGCCAACGCCACUUUUUCUGAUGCUGUAAUGGGAAAGCCUCUCAUGGUUGACUUUGUUAGUCAACUUGGCACUCGGUGGAAAGUUGAGAUUGAGAUAUCUGAAAAAAAAGGUGCUUAUGCAGUGGCACAUAAAGCAGCUGCUGACAAUGGUAGUGCAGCUGAUAAAAAAGAUGAGGUCCCUGCUUUGCCCACGAGUUCAACUGAAAAGGCAGAAUCACAUGUAUCCUGUGAACGAAGUUCUUGUGUAAUGUAUAAUGACCAGAUGAUUAUACCACCCAUAGAGGCUCAGAAUAUGACAAUGACAAUAGAACAGUGUCUUGGUUUGGACACUGGCCAUACUCAGCAACUCUUUUUUGCCCCCAUCUGUAUGGACCAAGCAUAUUUAGGCUUUGCUUCUUCAGUAACCACUCCCUUUGCCUUCUACAUUGUCCUGGAAGACUUAUUUCACAUGAUGAACACACUGUCCACAAUGUUAGAUGACCUCCCAGCAGAUUUGUCACCUCUGCCUGCAGACCACCUUGUCCCUGGCUCCUGUUGCCUGCUGAAAUCAAAUACCAUCAGCAAGUGGUGUAGAGCAGAAGUCCUACAUGCUGACAACACUAUGGUUGCAAACCUAGUUGAUUAUGGUUAUUGCAUGGAUGUGCAAGAUUGCUUUAAUUUUAAGAGGCUUCCAGAAGAGCUAAUGAGACUACCAAAGGUGGCAUACCCAUGUAUCCUGAGGGGAGUUAGGCCUAUUCAAGCAGAAGGGCAAUGGACAGAUGAAGCAGUUAGGUUCUUCCAGGAAUGUCUGUACCUGAAAAACCUCCAAAUCUUUUUUAGAGAAUUUGUGUCAGAUACACAUUGGGAGGUGGACAUCAUGGUAGAUAAUAUCCAUGUUGCCAAGGAACUGGUGGAUGCCGGACAUGCUAGUUACAUAGACGUCAUGCUGGGACUAAGGUUUCAGGAACUAAGUCUCUCUAAAUAUAGCUGCCAGACCCUGUCCAGAGAGGAUGACUGUGACCAGGAUAACAGCAAAGAUGUACUCACUGAUUACCUUGAUGGAAAGCCAGGCCUGCCCACACAGGUCAAUCAAUGA